Perognathus longimembris pacificus (Pacific pocket mouse) is the source of this 4287-nucleotide messenger RNA. RefSeq names its product FOS like 2, AP-1 transcription factor subunit (gene Fosl2). Gene Ontology annotation, molecular function: RNA polymerase II cis-regulatory region sequence-specific DNA binding; DNA-binding transcription factor activity, RNA polymerase II-specific. Gene Ontology annotation, cellular component: nucleus. The transcript has 4 exons. NCBI's taxonomy places the organism in Eukaryota, Metazoa, Chordata, Mammalia, Rodentia, Heteromyidae. The record is from RefSeq and is a predicted model, not a curated record. The coding region runs from base 1036 to 1899 and encodes 287 amino acids. Gene Ontology annotation, biological process: regulation of transcription by RNA polymerase II.
CCCCACCACUUUUUUUUUUUUUUUUUUAACUGGAGGGGGCAGUGGGCUUGGAGAGCCCGCACAUUCGUUCCUUCACGCUGCCUCUUUUCCAUGUAAGCUCCUGUAAUGGACAGCAAGGCCCUCCCGGGAGCCUGUUGCUUCCAUCCACACCCCCCCUUCCACUUUCUCCUUUUUUUCCCCUCCGUAGUGGGCAGGCGAGGAAAUCUUCGCGCCCACGAACCCCCCCCCCCCCCUCCCGCCUGCAGCCAGGGUCCUUGCUCCUGCGGGGAAACCCUCUCCCUCGUUUCGCAUCUUCUCCAUCAGCCUUGGUUUAUUGUUGAAAGUUAGGGACUCAGAACCCAGGUUGGGGCUCCUUCCCAGUAAUCCGGAGGGAAGGGAAAGGGGGGGGGGGGGUGCCUCUGGGAAUCAGGUGCGAAGGUCAGGAAGGAAGAAGCCAGAAGCCGGCCUUGAUUGGCUCCUGGCACCUCCGUGAACGUCUCGGGCCAGUUUCCUGUAAGGGUCGGGGCGCGAGCCUACAUUGUCCCCCUUGGAGGAGCGCCUCGAGGGACCGGGGGUAUCUGGCAAGGAAACUGGCAGAGAGAAGUGGGAGAAAGAGACAUCAUCGGAGCUACUGGGUGGUUCUGGAAGCAGAAAAACAACUCUUUCUAAAGCAGCCCGACUGGUUUGCACUGGAGGGUUUGUGCCUGUGAUCUGCCUGUCUAUAAAUACCAGGAAGGUGCCGGUGGGGUAGUGGUGCUUGUGGGGUGCCUGACCUCUGCAGCACCCCCUUUCCUCCCUUGGGAGGGAGCUGGCUGUCUGCAAUCUGAAGCCCACCGUGGUCAGAGUCUGAGUCUCCAGCCAAGAUGACCACAGCCUGAGUUGCUCCGUAAAGCAGUUGGUCUUGGCCUCCACACAGGCCAGACAGUGGGGGCUGGAGGGAGCUCUAGGGAGGGGUGGAUGCAACUGGAGGUAUAAGAGAAACAGGACUUUGUUUGGAAUCAGAAGAGGGGAAACGUGACCCAAAGUAAUGAUCCAUACCUGAAGUUCCGGGUAGAUAUGCCUGGCUCGGGCAGUGCCUUCAUCCCCACCAUCAACGCCAUCACCACCAGCCAGGACCUACAGUGGAUGGUGCAGCCCACAGUGAUCACCUCCAUGUCCAACCCGUACCCCCGCUCGCAUCCCUACAGCCCCCUUCCAGGCCUGGCCUCGGUCCCGGGGCACAUGGCGCUCCCCAGACCUGGUGUGAUCAAGACCAUCGGUACCACCGUGGGCCGCCGGAGGAGAGACGAGCAGCUAUCUCCCGAAGAGGAGGAGAAGCGUCGGAUCCGGAGAGAGAGGAACAAGCUGGCGGCAGCCAAGUGCCGGAACCGUCGCCGGGAGCUGACCGAGAAGCUGCAGGCGGAGACGGAGGAGCUGGAGGAAGAGAAGUCAGGCCUGCAGAAGGAGAUCGCAGAGCUCCAAAAGGAGAAGGAGAAGCUGGAGUUCAUGUUGGUGGCCCACGGCCCUGUGUGCAAGAUCAGCCCCGAGGAACGCCGGUCACCCCCGGCCUCGGGGCUACAGCCUAUGCGUGGUGGGGGCAGCGCCAUGGGUGCUGUGGUGGUGAAACAGGAGCCCCUGGAAGAGGACAGCCCCUCCUCCUCGGGGGCAGGGCUGGACAAGGCCCAGCGCUCAGUCAUCAAGCCCAUCAGCAUUGCUGGGGGCUUCUAUGGGGAGGAGCCCCUGCACACCCCCAUCGUGGUAACCUCCACGCCUGCCAUCACCCCAGGUACCUCGAACCUCGUCUUCACCUACCCCAGCGUUCUGGAGCAGGAGUCGCCCGCGUCGCCCUCCGAGUCCUGCUCCAAGGCCCACCGCAGAAGCAGUAGCAGCGGAGAUCAGUCAUCGGACUCCUUGAACUCCCCCACGCUGCUAGCCCUGUAACCCCGCGCUCUCCUCCCCAGCUCCGGAGGCGUCCUCAUCACUGCCUCCUUCCCAGGGACCAGCGUUUUCAAGAGCAAGAAGGGGGGGGUCCCCUGCCAGGGAGCGUCCUGGCCCUGGGGGAGAUCCGCGUGGGGCCUGGCAGUGAGGCGCUGGAGGACUGGGGCUGAUCCCUGGAAGCCAUGAACCUUCUUCCUCAUUCAUCGUGUGAGCAAAUCCUGAUUUCCCUUUUUCUUUCUUGAAAGCCAUGGAGGACUUGGUUCAGCGGACUUAAGACGUCACUGGCUGCUGAGAAGAGCCUGGAGCUGGCCCAGAUGGCUCCUGCCCCUCUGAUAGGCUGUUGUCUGGAGUGAUGCUGUCCUUCCCCGUACCCCAUCGAGCAUGCUCCGUGCCUUCUGGGUUCACCUUCCUUUGACUUGUCCCUUCCCUCCCCCGGUGUGAGUUUCGGUCCCUCUUGGUUUGGAUCAAAUUUGCCAUGACAUUUCACCUGGGUGGUCUGGAUACUUAACGCUCUUCGUUUCUGGAGAUGAGGCAGCAAAGGACACUUCUGCCGAGGCCGCCUUGUCCAGGAGGGGCAGGCAAAGUGCAAUACGGAACCUUCCCUCCCCAACACUCCCCACGGUGCCAACGCCAUCUCCAGACCGCCAGCGGGGCUCCCUGAGCUCUCCAGGGGACACCACCAUUGCCUGGCAAGCACCAGGGACACUCCCUUCCUGCUUUGGAGAUGCAGGUUCUUGAAGGAUCAUCUGGGGCAGAAGAUGAGGUGUGAGUGCCACUGCCGGUGCACAGGUUGGGUUUGCCAAAUGCCUAAUUACCAGGCCAGGAAUAGUGCCAACAAAUCUACACAAGUGUCCUAGCCAGCUUCCCUCCACCUGGUGUCUUGAGCAGGGCGUCUCCUGUAAUUACUGCCUCACCAUGCUGCCCCUGGACCCCUCUCUCCAGAGCAACCACACCUCACUCCAGGGCCCUGCGCCGGGCCUCACCCUUCCCUAGUUGUCACGGUGACACUCCCCAUGGAUUUCAUGAGCCGAGCCUGGGCCUGGACCCUCCCCGGAUUCUGACCAAGUGACUCCUCCACAAAUGUCAAAGGAUAGAAGGGCUGGGGCCGAGGGAAGGUAGAAGUAGAGGUUGUGUCAUGGCGGCCUCUCUGGCACCUCAAUAAAGUGCAGGUCCCCUUCUGCUCUGUGGUCUCCACCACUCCACUGACCCAGUGCUUUUCCAUGUGCUCCCCACCCCACCCCAGGGUGCUCUUUUGGUCCAGUUGGCUAGCAGUGAGUAGCUGGCCCCAGCGAGGUCUUGUGGGCUCGGGAUUUCUGCACCAUUCUGCUGAGAUUGGAGUCAGGGUACACUGCUUCCCGCCGUGGAAGAGCUGCCCUUCCCAUGGGCGGCCUGGCCUCCAGCAGAGGCAGAGCUCAGCAGAGCCCUUUCUCCCCAGAGCGUGUUAAUGCCUGUCCUGGAAGCGCUUCUGGUCAGAACUGGCCUCUGAGGGAGAUUCACUGUGGCAGUUCAGUUCUAGAGACCAUUGUCCACCAUGUAAAAUGAUUUUUAACAUAAAUAACUUAAAUCAAGUUUCUAAGUCUAGACUGUGGAGAGAGACUCAUACCCUUUACAUGUGCUCGUCAUUAUUUAUUUCGUACACACUAGACAUGCAGAAUGGAAGGUCUUAACACACACAGCCCAGCUAGGACCAGAAGUGACAUUGCAGGGACUGGCUUGGUAGAGAGAGGGGACUGAAAAGCAAGAAGACUUUGCUCUGAGUACUUUACACAUGAGCUUUCCCAUCCUCCUCGCUAUGACGUUCCAUCCAGGUUUCCCGGGGCCUCUGUUUAGGGUGUUCCUGAGAAUACUGGGCCAUUGGAUUUCUGGCCUCUCCAAGGAAUUAAGGAAGCAGAAGGGAGCCAGGUAGAGGAGGAAGGCAAAGGAACCCGGGGUGCUCUCAGUGUAGAACAACUUAAUCAUCUCAAGCGGUAUUUGUAGCCAAGCAGAAGCCAUUUGCUUCUUUGUGCAUGUGGCUUUUUCGUUCCAUGGAGCUACUCUGCUGUUUCUUUCUCAGAGCCCCUUGUCCCUGCCCUCUGUGUAGCCCCAAUCCAAUGCAGGUCCUGGUCUGUGAUUUGGGGCCCAGCUGGACAUUCCUGAGCUAAGUUUGGCUUCCUUUCAGAUUCCAAUGCCAAUGUGUUGGCAUGGGCACCAGCAGAAGGCACAGCCGGCCAACCCCCCAGGGCCUCAGAGGCUUCUGAGGUGCUUUUCCAUCCUGACGCUUUGGCUUUGUUCUAGGCGGUCACUCGGCUUCCCCAAAGCCAGAGGUUAUUUGAGGAAGGCUGACUAUUUGCAACCUAGUUGUGAGCAUAUCCUUAGUUCUCUUCCUUCUGGCUUGCUCUCCAAAUUUACGUA